Molecule: messenger RNA, 2382 nt
Organism: Cyphellophora europaea CBS 101466
Lineage: Eukaryota; Fungi; Ascomycota; Eurotiomycetes; Chaetothyriales; Cyphellophoraceae
Exons: 2
Coding region: 1-2382 (793 amino acids)
Biological process (GO): maturation of SSU-rRNA from tricistronic rRNA transcript (SSU-rRNA, 5.8S rRNA, LSU-rRNA); endonucleolytic cleavage of tricistronic rRNA transcript (SSU-rRNA, 5.8S rRNA, LSU-rRNA); ribosome biogenesis
Cellular component (GO): nucleus; preribosome, small subunit precursor
Molecular function (GO): GTP binding; U3 snoRNA binding; GTPase activity
Source: RefSeq, a predicted model, not a curated record
AUGGGUCCGAUCACCGGACAGACGCACCACCACCGGAGCACGACCAAGACCGAGCACAAAGCGUUCAAGUCCAAGUUUGCCUCCAAAUCGGCGCUGAAGGACGCCGCCAAAGGUGAGUGGCACAAAUAUGCGCGAGGCAAACGCAGAACGCCUUACCAGCAGGUUAUGUCGAAACUUGCCCGCAAGAACCAGGCGAAGCAGUCCCGGAUAAACCAUAAAGAGAAACAGGAGGACGAGUCGCGUAUUUUUCAUGGUAUAUCAGGUGCACCAAAGCAUGUGGCUGUCGUACCUCUGUCACGAGAGGUCAAUGUUCAGUCCACUAUCGACCAAUUGAACCAAGGAGUGGACCUCAAUAUCAAGCCCUCCGAAGAUGGCACGACACGGGCAAAAGUUGAGAGAUUCAGACGCAACCUGCUAUACCUUCCAGCUAAAUUCGACGUAUUCAAUGCUGCAGAUGUUUGCAAGCUGGCCGACUGGGUGCUUUUUGUCAUGACGCCUGACCAAACAUAUGAAGCCGACGUGGAUAUACUCCUGAAGAGCGUAGAAGGCCAAGGCAUCACCAGUUUCGCGGCCGUCGUCCAAGGGUUUGAACAAGCUGUUCCGGCCGCUAAGCGAUCACGGCACCUGGUGGAAAUGAAGAUGGCACUUGGCCAUUAUCUACCAUCACUUGACAAGAUUUCCAGUCUGGAUAGCAAAUCAGAUUGCGCAAACCUCGUUCGGACACUCUGCACCGCUUCGACAAAAGGUGUUCGGUGGCGAGACGACAGAAGCUGGAUGCUUGUGGAAGAUGCAGUAUGGACCGAGGCCACUGACGGUGCCGGUUCCAGAACUGCAACCAUCUCUGGUAUCGUUAGAGGACGGGCAUUCAAUCCAGAUCGACUAGUACAUCUUUCGGGCUACGGGGAUUAUAGAAUUAGCACUGUGAGGCAGCUGCCGAGUCAAAGCCACAAGCGGAAAGCAGAUGAAAUGGCUGUUGAAGAGACACUUGCGGAGUGGGGACCGUCGGCCGAUCAGGAUAACCUCGACGAGUACGCUCCAGAGUCGGCUGAGAUGACAGACAUCACCGCACUGAACCAUGCCGAGGCUGAAGAGAAGAAGGGUGUACUCCUGGAUGAUCACCACUACUUUUCCGACGACAAUUCACACAUGCCAGCUAAGCCCAAGAAGCUGCCCAAGGGUACAUCAGACUACCAGUCAGCAUGGUUCCUGGAAGAUGUGAGCGAUUCAGAAGAUGGCUGGGAAGAAGACGAGCAGGGCGAUAUUGAGAUGGCUUCCGAGACCGCCACCAACCCGGAAGACGGCUAUGUGGCACCGGUCGCUGCGACCGAAGCCGCUCCUACCGAAUAUCCGGAAUCAGAAAUGCACGUCGAUGCGGAUGAGGAGGAAGAAGCUCAGCAGCUCCAAGAGUACCGGUCACGCAGAAAGGAGGCUGAAGAAGACUUGGAGUUUCCGGAUGAGAUUGAGCUCCACCCUGGCGUCCUCGCACGCGAGCGUUUGGCCAAAUAUCGAGGAUUGAAAAGCUUGAGAACCAGUGAAUGGAAUACCGCCGAGGAUAAGCCUUACCAACCAGCCGAGUACGAUCGCUUGCUUCACAUCGCAGAUUAUAAAAGGUCUAACAAUACUGCGAAGAAGGAGGCUCUAACUGCUCCGAUACCCGCUGGCACUCGUGUGGAAGUUGUGCUUGCCGACGUUCCAGCCUUCCAUACUCGCCCAUCAUCGAUGUUUUCCCUGCUACGACAUGAGCAUAAACGAUCAGUGAUCAACCUCAGCAUGACACUGCGUGCCGAAGCCGAGCUGCCGAUCAAAUCCAAGGACGAUCUUCUGGUGCAAAUUGGCCACCGCCGGCUUGUGAUCAACCCUACCUUCUCAGCGUCUGGGCAGACGCCCAACGAUGUUCAUAAGUCGUCGCGCUUUCUCCAUCCUGGGACAAGCGCUAUCGCCAGCUUCACUGGCCCUGUCACGUGGGGAUCUGUGCCUGUACUAGUCUUUCGGCCCAGACCUGGUCCCUCCGACACACCCGGCAGAAUCACUGCCGAGACGAAAGCAUCCGACCUUGAGCUCGUUGGCUCGGCGACUACCAUCGCUCCGUCCACUUCUCGCGUCAUUGCCAAACGUAUCAUUUUGAGCGGUCAUCCCUUCAAGAUUCAUAAGAAACUGGUCACGGUGCGCUACAUGUUCUUCAACCGCGAGGACGUCAGGUGGUUUGCUGCGCUGCCCUUGUGGACUAAGCGCGGCAGACAGGGAUUCAUCAAAGAGCCACUUGGCACACAUGGGUACUUCAAGGCGACGUUCGACGGCAAAAUCAAUCCCUUAGAUGCCGUGGCUGUCAGCUUGUACAAGCGAGUUUGGCCGAGAGAGGCGAGGGUCGUGGAGAAUUUGUAG